UCUGCACAAAACCAAUUCUAUCUAGUUUACUCUCAUCUGUAAUAUUUUUAUAUAUUGAGUGGGUGAGUGAGUUAUCUUAUACCUAUACUUGUGAUGAUGAAAGGAGAAGCUUCACAAUCUCAGAAUAAUAAUAAGAAAUUAUUAUCUGCUGCUGAUCGUUAUAUAGACACUCUGUUCUCUUGGUCUCUUGAAGAUGUUUUCAAUGAAAAUCUUUUCAUCAACAAGAUUGAAAGGAUUCCCGACUCAUUUCAAUCAGUCAAGCAUUAUUUGGGGUCUUAUGUGAACCCUUUAUUGGAAGAAACACGAGCUGAACUGCACUCAACCAUGGAAAUCCUAUAUGGAGCGCCUUUCGCUGAGGUAACAGCUUUCGAAGAAGCUAAACCAUAUGGGAAAAACAAGUAUAAACUUGGAGUUAAUGACUGGAGAAACAAACACAGCAAAGGUGGCAAGGAGCCUUACAGGACUUUGCCUGGAGAUUAUUUUGUCUUAGCAAAUGGCAAACCAGAAACUGUUUAUGAUCUCCAAAGGGUAGGAAGAUCUUGGUCUUUUCUAUCACUCAUUGAUCUCAUUGGAGAUGAUAGUACGACAUUGACAGUGAAGUCAUCAGCAGAGCUUAGACAUGAUAUUCAUAAGAAGCCACUGUUCAUCGUUUUCUUGGCAAAUUUGACCCCUCUCAAAAGAAUAUGGGAAGCACUGCACAUGUCGUGCAAUGUGGAGUUUCUAGAUAAAGUUCUAUGCAUUGAUUCUGAGGCUAAGAGAGAGUACUGCGAUGGCUGUUUCAGAUUAAGUAAUGGAAUAUGGGAUGAAAAGUUGGUUGAGAAGUUACCUUUGGAGCUGAAUGAGUCCCAGACCAAAGCAGCUCUCUCUUGUCUUCAUAUGAUGGAUUGCAGGAGAAGAUCUUCUUUGGAACUUAUAUGGGGUCCCCCGGGGACAGGGAAAACGAAAACUACCAGUACUCUUCUUGUCACCCUAUUGAGAAUGAACUAUAAAACUCUUGUGUGUGCUCCCACGAAUGUUGCAAUCACUGAAGUAGCAUCUCGUGUUCUGAAGAUGGUAUUGGAUACAUGUGGUGAUGGCCCGUUCUGUUCGUUGGGAAAUAUUCUUCUUUUUGGCACCAAGGAGAGACUGAACAUUGGUUCAGAUCUGAAAGUUAUAUACAUGGAUGAUCGAGUUGAAAAGCUUGAAAAGUGCUUCAGAUCAUUUGGUUGGAGACAUAGCUUGACUUCCAUGAUAGAUCUUCUUGAAAAUUCUGUUUCUCAGUACAAUAACAUUUUGGAAAGUGAGUCAACCAAAGACAGAAAUGGUUGUGAAGUUGGCAAGAAAAAAGUUCCAGCAUUUCUUCAGUAUGUGAGAGAAACAUUUAACAUGGCUUUUUCAGAACUCAAAGAGUACUUCUCUAUCAUCUGUACACAUACAGCGAAGAAUUACAUUUCGGGGAAACUAUUUCAGCAUAUGGUCUCCCUUGUUGGCUCACUUGUUUCUUUUCAGUCAUUGCUAUGCAAAGAGAGAGUGGUUUCUGAAGUAGUGGAAAAACUAUUUUCUUGUGCAGAAGUAAAUGAUGCUGAUGAUAUAUCAUUGAGGCUCAGUAUGAAGAGAAAGGAAUGUGUUUCAAGUAUGAGAGCUCUUCGCGAUUCCCUUAACAGGCUCGACUUUUCUUGGUUUAAGGACGAAAAAACAAUAAGGAGAUUCUGUUUGGAAAAUGCUUCACUAAUUCUUUGUACUGUAUCAAGUUCUUAUAAGCUGCAUCGUUUGAAAAUUAAGCCAGGGAUUUUGAUCAUUGAUGAAGCUGCACAACUGAAGGAGUGUGAAUCAACCAUACCUCUUCAACUUCCUGGUGUAAAGCAUGCUAUUCUUGUUGGUGAUGAAUGGCAAUUACCAGCAACUGUCAAAAGCAAAGUUUCUGAGAAAGCUGGCUUCGGAAGAAGUUUGUUUGAAAGGCUGAGUUCACAAAAUCAUCCAAAGCAACUCCUUAAUAUGCAAUACAGAAUGCACCCAUCAAUAAGCAUUUUCCCAAAUUCACUGUUCUAUCGUAGCCAGCUAUUGGAUGCUGCUAGUGUUAAGAUGAAAAGCUAUGAAAGGAGUUAUCUUCCAGGUCCAAUGUUUGGUUCAUAUUCUUUUAUAAAUAUAAUUGGUGGAAGAGAGCAGAAGGAUGGCGAUGGACGCAGUCGAAAAAAUUUGGUUGAGGUAGCUGUUAUCAUGAGAAUACUACAAAAAUUGUACCAAGCCUGGUUUAAGUCCAAAUAUGAGCUCAGUAUCGGUAUUGUGUCUCCAUAUGCUGCUCAAGUGGUUGAAAUUCAAACCCAACUUGGGUUUAGGUACAAUGAAAAGAAUGGCUUUCAAGUAAAGGUGAAGACAAUUGAUGGCUUUCAGGGUGGGGAAGAGGACAUAAUAAUAAUGUCUACUGUACGCUGCAGUGGUUCUCAUUCAUUGGAUUUCAUAUCCAAACCACAGAGAAUUAAUGUUGCUCUAACAAGGGCUAGGCACUGCCUCUGGAUUUUGGGUGAGGAAAGAACUCUGGUUAAGAGUCUUACUGUUUGGACACCUAUUGUCAUUGAUGCAAAAAAUAGAAAAUGCUUCUUUAAUGCUGACAGAGAUGAUGAUUUGGCCAAGGCUAUAACAGAGGUCAAGAAAGAGUCCGGUCAAUUUGAUGAUAUGAUCCAUAAUGAUGGUAUACUUUUCAAGCGUUCAAAGUGGAAGGUUUUUUUCAGUGAAAAAUUUCUAAAGACAUUCAAAAUCCUUGAAGUAGUUGAAGCGAAGAAACCAGUUAUUAAACUUUUACUUAAGCUUUCUGAUGGCUGGAGACCAAGGGGGUCUAGUGUAUCACUCUGUGCAAAUUCUUUGCAAAUUAUGAGUCAUAAGGUUGAAGGUUUUUAUGUGGUCAGCACUGUUGGCAUAGCAAAAGAGCAUUCAGAAUACAUACAAGUUUUGAAGAUCUGGGAUUUGUUGCCUUAUCAAGAAAUUCCAACGUUAAAAAACCAGCUUGAUAUUGUUUUUGACAAGUACACAGAAGAAUUCAUCAACAAUUGCAAUGAAAGGUGCUUGGAAGGAAAAUUGGAUAUACCAAAGAGCUGGCCGCUCUCUUCGAACAUUGGUUGGUUUGAGGAUCUCCAUAUGAUGCCAAUGAAAUUCUACUCCCUAUCAAAUUGUGUAGUGAAUCACAUGCUGUCUGACCGCGAUGGUAGAGAACUGGAUCUCCCUUUUGAAGUACCAGACCAAGAAAGAGAGAUAAUCCUUUUCCCUACAAGUACAUUUGUAUUGGGACGGUCAGGUACUGGAAAAACUACUGUUUUGUCAAUGAAGUUGUUCCAAAAAGAAUAUAUGCAUCGCCUGAAAAUGGAAGGACUUUAUGGAGCGAAAAGAAAUAGGAUUCGAAAUGUUGAUAAAAAGAAUGUUGUUUUACGCCAGCUUUUUGUGACAGCAACUCCUAAGCUUUGCGAUGCUGUCAAGCAAUGCAUUUCCUACUUGAGAAGUGGUAGUCCUUCAGCUGAAAGUGGUCUGAUUGAUGAGGAGAAUAUUGAUAAUGAAGACUCAGGAUUAAAUAACAUCCCAGACUCCUUUCAUGGCAUUCCCCUUAAUUCAUAUCCUCUUGUCAUAACAUUCCAUAAGUUCUUGAUGAUGCUUGAUGGAACACUGAGAAAAUCUUAUUUCCAAAGAUUCCUUGAUAUAGAUGAAGUUUCUCAAAGUCAAAUACCCAAGUCAAGAUCAAAUAUAUUUCAUUCCUUGUUAAGGACCAAGGAAGUGGAUUAUAAGAGAUUUUGUUCACAGUAUUGGCCUUCUUUUGAUUCCCAAUUAACGAAAAAGCUUGAUCCUUCUUGUGUCUUUACUCAGAUAGUUUCUCAUAUCAAAGGCAGCCUGCAAGCCUUGGAAACAAAUGAUGGUAAACUCACAAGGAAGAGCUAUGUAAUGUUGUCAAAUGGAUGUGGCUCUAGUUUAAGGACGAAGGAAAGAGAGAUGGUAUAUGAUAUAUUUCAGAUUUAUGAAAAACUGAAGUUGGAAAGUGGUGAAUUUGAUUUGGCUGAUUUUGUAAAUGAUCUUCAUUUUCGACUCAGACAACAAGGAUAUGGUGGUGACAAAAUGAAUUUUGUAUAUAUUGAUGAGGUGCAAGACCUCACAAUGAGUCAAGUUGCUUUGUUCAAGCAUGUAUGCAGUAACUUGGAAGAGGGUUUUGUUUUCUCUGGAGAUGUUGCAAAACCAGCUGCUGGGGGAAUCGGUUGCAGGAUUCAAGAUAUGCGAUCUGUUAUUUGUAACAAGUUUUUUUUGAAGCAGCCCAUGAUGAACAUGAAAGGAAAAGGAGGACAUAUCACCAACAUGUUUAGUUUGACUCGAAACUUUCGUAGCCAUGGUGGUAUUCUAAAACUAUCAGAAAGUGUUAUUGAACUGAUGUAUCAUUUCUUCCCUCUAUCUAUUGAUAUUAUUGAUCAUGACACCUAUAUGGUCCCUGGUGAGGCUCCAAUUUUACUUCAAUCUGAGAAGAGUGAAAAUGCAAUCAUAAAACUUUUUGGGAAAGGUGACAGCUUAAGCAAAAAUGCCAAUGGUUUUGGUGCGGAGCAGGCAAUUUUGGUCAGAGAUGAAACCGCUCGACAAAGUAUACGGGACAUUGUUGGAAAGCAAGCUCUUAUCAUAACAAUACUUGAAUGCAAGGACUUAGAGUUUCAGGAUGUACUGUUGUACAACUUUUUUGGAUCGUCCCCUCUUAGAAUGCAGUGGAGUGUUAUAUAUAAGUACAUGAAUGAGCAAGAUCUGUUAGACUCCACAUCACUGCAUUUUCCUCUUUUCAACGAGAGCAAACACAGGAUUUUGUUGGCUGAGCUGAAACAAUUACAUGUUGCCAUUGCUUGCACAAAGAAUAGGCUGUGGAUUUGUGAUGACACAGAAUUUUCCAAACCCAUGUUUGACUAUUGGAUGAAGAAGAGCCUUGUGCAAGUUCAGCAGCUGGAUGAUUCACUUGCUCUGUCAAUGCAUGUCCCAAGCAGUCCACAAGAGUGGAAAUCGAGGGGUCUAAAGAUAUACCAUGCGCACAGCUAUGAAAUGGCUACACUUUGCUUUGAAAAAGCACAUGACACACUUUGGAAAAGGAAGUCCAAAGUUGCUGAUCUUCACACCACAGCUGACCGUAUGCGUGCUUCCAAUCCUGAAUUAGCUAAAUCUCUCUUUAGAGAAGCUGCUGAGAUAUUCCAAACAGUGGGAAAGUUUGAUUCUGCGGCGAGUUGUUAUAGAAAUUCAGGAGACUAUGAGAAAGCAGGUGUAAUUUAUUUGGACAAAUUUGGCGAGUUUGGGCUGCAGAGAGCUGGGGAAUGCUUCUCCCUGGCAGGUCAUUACCAGCAAGCUGCUGAUGCCUAUGCCAAGGGAAAUUUGUUCUCAGAGUGUCUGAAAGUCUGUGCCAAAGGACUCUUAUUUGAAAAGGGUUGGGAAUACAUACAAUCCUGGAAACAGCAAGCCAAACAAGGCUUUGGUGUGACUGGUAGAGGCACAGAAAUAGAAAAAACUGAACAAGAAUUCUUGGAGAGUUGUGCUCUGUACUAUUAUAAGCUUGAAAACAAAAAAUCUAUGAUGAGAUUUGUUGAAGCUUUUAAUUCCACGAAUUCAAUGCGUAAGUUCUUGCGGUCAUUGGGUUGUUUUGAUGAGCUUAUGUCAUUGGAAGAAAGAUCAGGAAAUUUUGUGGAAGCUGCAGAAAUUGCAAAGCUCGGAGGAGAUAUACUAGCUGCAAUAGAUCUUUUUGAGAAAGCUGGGAAAUUUAAAGAAGCAGCAACACUUAUUCUUUCCCAUGUUCUUUCCAACUCACUCUGGUCAUCUGGUAAACAAAAUGAUAGUCUUCUUCUAACAAAAGCCAAGUCACUUGCCAUGAAUGAGACAAAAGAUUUCUAUGAUUUUGUUUGCACAGAAGCUGAUAUUAUUGCAAAUAAGAAGAGUGUCCUUGCAGUGAGAAAAUAUGAAAUGAUUGCUUCUCAAAGACAUAAGAGUGUCAGAGGAGAAAUCCUAUCUGUUUGGAGAGUUCUUGAUGCUCAUCUUGAUACAAAGGUCAUAGAGUAUUUCUGGGAAGUACAUGAUGAUCAUCUGUUGCAUUCACAACAUCACAUGAUUUCUAAAAUCUAUGUUACAGUUGAGUCACUAGUCUAUUUUUGGAAUUUCUGGAAGGAUAAAAUUCUUAGAAUUUUUGAAUAUCUUGGAAGUCUACAACAGACUAGGGUUGUUGAUGAAUUCACAAGUUAUGGAGAGUUCUGUUUGGAAUAUUUAGGUGUUUUGAAGCAGCGUCACAAUUCGGUCACAAACUAUGUCUUGCUCCACUCUGAUGCUCAUUGGGCUAGAAAUGUGGAGCAAAUAUAUGAUCGAAGUAAUGGAAAUUUAGUACUUUAUAUUGAUGUUGACCAAUUUGUAUCUGCUGCUCAGGCUUAUUGGUCUUCAGAAGUACUCUCUGUUGGUUUUAAGGUUCUGCACAUUCUAGAAGCCAUCCAUACCUUUGUGUCUGAUAAAUAUGAUUCCUUUUCUAGGAAAUGCAGGACUCUUAAUCUUAUCAAUGAGGUUGCGCAAUUUCUUUUAGAGUCCAAAAAUCUGAAUAGAACAUGUCAAAAUUCAGAUGAUCUCAAGAAAUUGAUAAGAUUGUCAACUGAUUUUUCAGGACACAUAUUCCCUUUAGAUUGGCAGAAAUCAUUGGCAGAGAACCUUGUUUCUUUCAGAGGAACAGAUGUUUGUAAUAAGUUUCUGAAACAAAUUAUUGUUGAACACUGCAACUCGAGGAAUAAUCUGACUCACAGGCAAAUUGGAAACAUAGCAGUGUUCGUUCUCGGCUCUAGCAGGCUCAAUGAUGAACUAUUUGAGAUGAUUAUGAAAAGGAUGGACCAGAACCUGCCAUGGAAGGCAUUCUUUGAGCUUCUGCACAGAUCAAGAAGAUCAUACUUUCCAAACUCAUCUAUGAUUUGUAGCUUUCAUGGAGUUUUGGUGGAUGCAUACAAUGCAAAAUGUAAGAGAGAAUGUGACCCAAUAUCUCCUGGUUUUUUCUUGUAUCUUGUUGAACGUUUUGUGAUUUGGUCAUCUUCAUAUAAGGGCUACUUCAUUGCAACAAAAUCAGCAUUUGUUGAAUGGCUCAUCUAUGAAGAGAUUGAUUCCAUGACCAAGUCAAGUUCCAAUACCUCAGUUGGUUUUCAACUCUCAUAUCUAGAACUACUUCAGUUUGUGAUCAAUGUUUUCAAGGAUUGCCUUUACGACGAGCAGUAUAUGAUUGAUUGGAUCAACACAUCUCCCUCAAGAGAUAACGAGUCCUAUUCAUUACUUGUGUCUAGAAUGGUUUUGAUAAUUUGUUUGCUUCAUGCGAAUUUCGGGAUGAGUUCAGAUUUACUUUCUGAUUUGCUGGGAAUGACUAGAAUCACUAAACACUUGCCUUUAAAAUUUUGUGUUGCUCUCAAGUCAUAUUUAGAUAGCUUAGAUCCAAAUGUACUCGCCGAAGCAUUUGAGCAGAUUGGCAAUUCUAUGGUCGUUGCAAGUGUUGGGACACAUGUCUCAAAGUCUUCAUGUCCGGAUGCUUUACAUGUGGAUGUGGGGGCCAAUUGUUGCAAGAAUGACAUAGUAAGAACAUUGUUUCCAAAAAGCAUUGAAGUUUCUACAAGAAAUUCCACAGCAGGGGAAAAUCCACCAAUGAAUUUAUGCUUUUGGGAAAUAUUUGAAGCCAUUAACUUUGAAGGAAAUGGAAGAGAUCAAGAGAAGCUUACAUCAAAUGCUCAAACAAUCAAGGUGGAAUUGGAAAAAUACAUUCCCCAACUCGAGGAAAAGAUCUCAUCUCGAGAUAUGGUCGACAUGGUAUAUGAACUGAAGCAACUUUCUGUAGCAUUGGAUGCCAGGGACAUAUCUCUAGCGAAAAAACUUGCUAAGCAGGUGCAAUCAAGAAAACUAAGAAUGGAAGGUGUCUUGAAUAAGUUUUUUCACAAGCAUACCACAGAUUGUGAUCAUGAAGGUGUUAAAACCAGUACAUCUGAGAAAAUUAGCAAUUCAGACAAGGGUGAGCCAAAGGUUUCUGAAGGCAGUAACGAGUCGACAAAUUCUGAACCUAGUGCAGCUCCGAAAAGUAAAGCAAAGGAAGGUUGUCACAUUCUCUGAUGCAUGAUAUAUGUUGAGCUUGAGUAUAUAUGAACUCUGUAAUAUACACACACACAUAUAUAUAUAUAUGUUUGAAAAAAAAAUAUGGUAAACAAAUUGUGUGGAUAGGUUUCUCUUUUGAAAACAGUUCGGGGAUCUUGCUGAUUUUUUGAA
Humulus lupulus (European hop) is the source of this 8241-nucleotide messenger RNA. RefSeq lists its product as uncharacterized. Lineage: Eukaryota; Viridiplantae; Streptophyta; Magnoliopsida; Rosales; Cannabaceae. Gene Ontology annotation, molecular function: helicase activity; ATP binding; protein binding. The record is from RefSeq and is a predicted model, not a curated record. The transcript is spliced from 14 exons. The coding region runs from base 94 to 8088 and encodes 2664 amino acids.